Molecule: messenger RNA, 1704 nt
Organism: Sebastes umbrosus (honeycomb rockfish)
Lineage: Eukaryota; Metazoa; Chordata; Actinopteri; Perciformes; Sebastidae
Gene: rab34a
Product: RAB34, member RAS oncogene family a
Exons: 12
Coding region: 341-1147 (268 amino acids)
Biological process (GO): phagosome-lysosome fusion; endocytosis
Molecular function (GO): GTP binding; GTPase activity
Source: RefSeq, a predicted model, not a curated record
CCAGCAGGGGGCCGAGCAGAGAAAAAUGUGGGAGGAAAGAAAAAAAGGAAUCCAGGGAUCUGAGUCAGCAGCUCCAGUCUGCUCCUCUUCUCUUCUCUCUCUUCUCCUCUUCCUCAACUUCCGUGGAUCCAUUUCACCUCUGAUCACUAUCGAAUCCACACUUUAACGCUUUUCAAUGAACAUGCAUGAGUCUACAUCACAAUAAGGAAGAAAACAAGCCCGAAACACAGCAGAGAGGAGAGUCUGGAGUCUCGAUGAGGAGCUUUGAUGAAGUAGAGGAUUAAAAUAGAUCUACACACUCACCACAUGUCCCUCUGCUAAACAUUUACCCCGAAGCUUCAUGUCCCUCCGAGUUUCAGCCAUGAGUGUUCUUCCUCCUGUCCGAAGGGACCGUGUCAUUGCUCAGCUCCCUCAGUAUUUCAGGAAAGAGGCAGCUCUCCACACUGACCAGGACUUCAACAAUAAAGUGAAGACGGCGUGUCAGGAGCAGCGAACUGGCACUGUGGGCAGAUUUAAAAUCUCUAAGGUCAUUGUUGUGGGAGACCUGGCUGUGGGGAAAACCUGUCUGAUUAAUAGAUUUUGCAAAGAUGCUUUUGAUAAAAACUACAAGGCGACGAUCGGUGUCGACUUUGAGAUGGAGCGCUUCGAGGUGCUGGGCGUUCCUUUCAGCCUACAGCUCUGGGACACUGCAGGCCAAGAGAGGUUCAAGUGCAUCGCUUCUACGUACUACAGAGGAGCGCAGAUUGUAAUUAUCGCGUUUGAUGUUAAUGACAUCGCCUCUUUGGGCCAUGUGAGGCAGUGGCUCGAAGACGCCCUGAAAGAGAACGACCCCACCGCUGUUCAGCUGUUCCUCGUCGGCACAAAGAAAGACCUGAGCUCUCCUGCUCAGUAUUCUCAGAUUGAAAAAGACGCCCUCAAACUAGCACAGGAGAUGAGAGCAGAGUACUGGGCUGUGUCGUCACUGACGGGGGAAAACGUCAGAGAGUUUUUCUUUCGAGUUGCAUCGUUGGCGUUCGAGACCAACGUUCUCGCUGAGUUGGAGAAAAGUGGAUCGAGGCAAAUUGGGGGCGUCGUCAGAAUUAACAGCACUUCACACAAUACGUACAAAGAUUCAUCAAAGAAGAAGCAGCCGAACUGCUGUCAGUAAAGAUGGAAGCAGGAGGUUAAAGUCGAAGGUUCAGACUGAAAAUGAGGGAAAAGACUGGAUGGAUUUCAGUGGUCAGAGCAGGAGAAGGGACUUCCUGACAUGUUUGAGUUCAGUUUUUCCUGGCCUAGAAAGCGUUUUCCUCUGUGGGAUGUGGAUUCUUGUGGUGUUGCUCAGUUUAACUUGUCUAGAGUUACAGAGUGACACAGCAAUUACACAUAAAAAUGACUGUUUUAGUACUGCAGGGAUGCCAAAGAAAGACUGUUGAUGUUUUUAACAUGGUAGAUGGGUGGAUGAUUAAAUAUUCAGUCUCGCUGCUGUAGUUUAACAAUUAAGAUUUUUCUUCACAGUAAAACUCUGGUUUACCUUUAAAGUCUGUUAUUUUAAAUGACUGUUUUUACUUGGUACUGCACCUCUUUUCAUUAUGCUGUAGAUCAGACGCUCCCAACCUUUGUGUAAGAAUUAAGAUUACACAGUAAAUCACAAGAAAAAAGGUUUGAAGAAAGUCUGAAAAAAUAAACAGAAUUUUUUGUAGCAGAAAUGUUUUUUUUCUGCUUUCU